Molecule: messenger RNA, 1582 nt
Organism: Piliocolobus tephrosceles (Ugandan red Colobus)
Lineage: Eukaryota; Metazoa; Chordata; Mammalia; Primates; Cercopithecidae
Gene: GALT
Product: galactose-1-phosphate uridylyltransferase
Exons: 11
Coding region: 287-1282 (331 amino acids)
Biological process (GO): beta-D-galactose catabolic process via UDP-galactose, Leloir pathway
Cellular component (GO): cytoplasm
Molecular function (GO): zinc ion binding; UDP-glucose:hexose-1-phosphate uridylyltransferase activity
Source: RefSeq, a predicted model, not a curated record
CGGAGAAAGUGAAGGGUGAGGCACCGCCCUGCAGAUAUUCCAGCGGAUCCCCGGUGGCCUCAUGUCGCGCAGCGGAACCGAUCCUGAGCAGCGCCAGCAGGCGUCAGAGGCGGACGCCGCAGCAGCAACCUUCCGGGCAAGCGGUAACUGCACCGCGGCAGGGACUCCCUGGGGCGCGGAGCCGAGCCCUCCCCUUCUUUAGAAAGCUCUUGCCUCCACCUAAGACCAUCAGCAUAUACGCUACAACCCACUGCAGGAUGAGUGGGUGCUGGUGUCAGCUCACCGCAUGAAGCGGCCCUGGCAGGGUCAAGUGGAGCCCCAGCUUCUGAAGACAGUGCCCCGCCAUGACCCCCUCAACCCUCUGUGUCCCGGGGCCACCCGAGCCAAUGGAGAGGUGAAUCCCCACUACGAUAGCACCUUCCUGUUUGACAACGACUUCCCAGCUCUGCAGCCUGAUGCCCCCAGUCCAGGACCCAGUGAUCAUCCCCUUUUCCAAGCAAAGGCUGCUCGAGGAGUCUGUAAGGUCAUGUGCUUCCACCCCUGGUCGGAUGUAACGCUGCCACUCAUGUCGGUCCCUGAGAUCCGGGCUGUUGUUGAUGCAUGGGCCUCAGUCACAGAGGAGCUGGGUGCCCAGUACCCUUGGGUGCAGAUCUUUGAAAACAAAGGUGCCAUGAUGGGCUGUUCCAACCCCCAUCCCCACUGCCAGGUGUGGGCCAGCAGUUUCCUGCCAGAUAUUGCCCAGCGUGAGGAGCGAUCUCAGCAGACCUAUAAGAGUCAGCACGGAGAGCCCCUGCUAAUGGAGUAUAGCCGCCAGGAGCUACUCAGGAAGGAACGUCUGGUCCUAACCAGUGAGCACUGGUUAGUACUGGUCCCCUUCUGGGCAACGUGGCCCUACCAGACACUGCUGCUGCCCCGUCGGCAUGUGCAGCGGCUACCUGAGCUGACCCCUGCUGAGCGUGAUGAUCUAGCCUCCAUCAUGAAGAAGCUCUUGACCAAGUACGACAACCUCUUUGAGACGUCCUUUCCCUAUUCCAUGGGCUGGCAUGGGGCUCCCACAGGAUCCGAGGCCGGGGCCAACUGGGACCACUGGCAGCUGCACGCUCAUUACUACCCUCCGCUCCUGCGCUCUGCCACUGUCCGGAAAUUCAUGGUUGGCUACGAAAUGCUUGCUCAGGCUCAGAGGGACCUCACCCCUGAGCAGGCUGCGGAGAGACUAAGGGCACUUCCUGAUGUUCAUUACAGCCUGGGGCAGAAGGACGGGGAGACAGCAACCAUCGCCUGACUAUGCCGACCACAGGGCCUUGAAUCCUUUUUUUUUUUUUUUUCAACAGUCUUGCUGAAUUAAGCAGAAAGGGCCUUGAAUCCUGGCCUGGAAUUUGGGCAGAUAUAGCAUUAAUAAAACUGUGCAUCUCAAACUUUAAUCACAUACUCUAGUAACAGAGGAGUGUGAACCUUCAGAGAUAUAGGGUUAAAAGCUAAAGGCAUAGCUCCGGCUACAACUUCUCUUUGUUUACAAAUGUGUAAAAUCUUGAUGCAAAAAUUCCACCCAAAUUUCUGAACAAAAUUAAUAUUCAGUAUUACA